AAGCCAUGUGGCUGUACCUGGCAGUCCUGGUGGGCCUGUACUACCUCCUGCGCUGGUACCGGGAGAGGCAGGUGGUGAGCCACCUCCGAGACAAGUACGUCUUCAUCACGGGCUGUGACUCGGGAUUCGGAAACCAGCUGGCCAGGCAGCUGGACCUGCGAGGCUUGAGGGUGCUGGCCGCGUGUCUGACAGAAAAGGGUGCCGAGCAGCUGAGGGACCAGACGUCAGACAGGUUGGAGACGGUGAUCCUGGAUGUCACCAAGACAGAGAGCAUUGCUGCAGCCACCCAGUGGGUGAAGGAGCACACGGGGGACAGAGGACUGUGGGGCCUGGUGAAUAACGCUGGCAUCUUCAUGCCCACGGCACCCAACGAGUGGCUGACCAAACAGGACUUCAUGAAGAUUCUCAACGUGAACCUACUGGGGAUGAUCGAGGUGACCCUGAGCCUGCUGCCGCUAGUGAGGAGGGCACGGGGCCGCGUGGUCAACGUCUCCAGCGUCUUGGGCCGGGUGUCCUUUCUUGGUGGGGGCUACUGCAUCUCCAAGUAUGGCGUCGAGGCAUUCUCAGACUCCCUCAGGAGGGAGCUCUCCCACUUUGGGGUGAAGGUGGCUAUUAUCGAGCCUGGUUCCUUCAUGACACCCAUGACGAUGAAUGAGAGGAUUUCUCAGGGCUUCCAGGAGGCAUGGGAUCGAGCCAGCCCAGAUGUCAAGGAGAUCUAUGGAGAGAAGUUCCCGGCAUCCCUCACCAAAUCAAUUGAAAUUUUGAAGCCAAAGUGGCCUCAGAAUGUGUCGUUGGUGACGGACUGCAUGGAACAUGCCCUGACCUCUUGCCACCCCCGCACCCGAUACUCAGCUGGCUGGGACACCAAGCUCUUCUACCUCCCAAUGAGCUACAUGCCUUCCCUCCUGGUGGACCUCAUGAUCUACUGGAGCUCCCCAAGGCCCGCCAAGGCCCUGUAGCCGAAGAUUGGGGUGCAUGGAUGGAAAUGACCUGGAGAAGGUGAAGGCCCCUCUCCCCUGAAGAUAUCUGUGGACAG
Molecule: messenger RNA, 1036 nt
Organism: Diceros bicornis minor
Lineage: Eukaryota; Metazoa; Chordata; Mammalia; Perissodactyla; Rhinocerotidae
Product: retinol dehydrogenase 16-like
Exons: 5
Coding region: 6-959 (317 amino acids)
Molecular function (GO): oxidoreductase activity
Source: RefSeq, a predicted model, not a curated record